AUGGCAGCACAAUAUCAGCACCAGCCAGACUUUGAUUUCUAUCGCCAUCCUCAAUGGGCAGUAGACAACAAGCCAAUCUGUUCAGAGGAUGAUGAGAUGAGCUUGUUGGACGAGAAAAUCCUAGAGCCGAACACACCGGCUCACGCUUCAACCGAUAGCGAUUUUCGGAACCCAGCCUUGGAUCAAUCCAACAACGCAUUCUCGCCUCGAGCGAAUAUGUGGCACGAUUCUUCCCAGCCUGUUGGCUACAUGCAUUCGCGACAACAGCCACAUGCACCUAUGCCUAUGAUCGACACAGGGCAUGGUCAUUACCCAAGAGCAGACGCGACUCAUGAAGCAGUUUAUAGUCAUCAGCCGUCGUGGCCUGGCUCAACCAUGUCAGGCACAAGUACACCUACUCCAAUCUAUGAUCAUCCGCCACAAGAAUUCCAUCAGAUGGCGUAUCAUGGGGGGCCCAUGAGUUUCGGUCAAGCAUCAUACCCAAGCGACCCGUUGUCUGCGACGCCAAUGUCUCCACAGUCCAGUCAAGGGGGAUGGAUGUCAGCAACCUCAUCAGAUGGCACAGAGCCUCGAUCGAGACCAAUUGGAAGUCCAGAGUAUGACGCAGCAUCUCCAGCUGGUCACAUCAGACGGGAUGGGAUUAGGAAGAAGAACGCACGAUUUGAAAUACCCGCGGAAAGAAAUCUAGCCAACAUUGAUUCAUUGAUUUCCCAGACAGCUGAUGAACAGGAGAAGAAGGAAUUGAAGCAGCAGAAAAGACUUCUGAGAAACAGGCAGGCCGCGCUCGACUCACGUCAACGCAAGAAGCUCCACACUGAGAAAUUGGAGCAAGAAAAGAAAGAAUUCAACCAGCACCUGAGUGAUCUGCAAGACGAGGUUCGGCAACUGCAAGAAGCUCUCCAACAUGAGACAGAACUUCGACUCCAUCGACAACGAGAAUACGAGCAUUACAUUCAAACAGUCUCAUUCGAAAGGGAUGAAGCUAUCCGGAGCAAGACGCUGGAGACUGCAGAACUCCGGAAAAUGAACAACAUCCUUAAAGACCACAUCAGAGAAGCCGCUUCUGGGCAUAGCCUUCAGAACGGCCUCUCCACUGAUUUCUCCUCCUUCGAUGAGCUGGAUAUUGAGGAAAAUGGCUGGGACGAGGAUUUCUCACUCAUCAACAACAACGACUUCAACGACACGAUAGAGCAAACCAACAUCACUCCUACCCCACUCCAAUCCUCAGGCACUGCCUCGGUUGAGCCCAAACCCGACACACCGUUCAGUUGGAACGCAUUUUAUAUGUGUCUGCUAUUUGGUGCCUUUAUCGCUUCCAAUUCAAGCAGUAAUUCCAAGCCAGCCGUACCAGCAUUAUCCGAAGAAUAUCGAGCAGAGUCUGCCAAUGUGUUGAAAGCGGUGCUGGCCUCGGGGCCAGAUGUACCACGUGCUCUGCUUCCUUCCGCCCCACCGCAAAACAUGCAUCCGCGUGUUCUCUCCGGUGCACCAGCCACUAUCUCUGGUCCGGAAAUGGCAAGGAUGACGAACAGUGCCCCAAACAAUCUCGAAGCCCUCCACAGCUCUCUCACCGCGCCGUCCCGACGCCAGCGAGAGACAGCAGCAUUUUCCCUCUCAGCAGCAAGCUACGACCAUAUCACCAACCCUGAUCCUUUCUUAUCAGGACCUGACGCAUCCGACGAGACCUUCGAACCAAGGCCUUCCACGCUCCAGACUGCCUUCGAUGCCAUGCAACAAAGUAGGCAAAAUGUCGAUAAGGUCAUCAAUCGUGAAGUAAACGAGAGGAGUGUGAUGUGGGAGGGGGUACCAGAGAAGGUGCUCCGGGACUUCAGAAGGAUGGUAGAGAACGCUGAGAUGGACCAAUAA
Molecule: messenger RNA, 1863 nt
Organism: Endocarpon pusillum Z07020
Lineage: Eukaryota; Fungi; Ascomycota; Eurotiomycetes; Verrucariales; Verrucariaceae
Exons: 2
Coding region: 1-1863 (620 amino acids)
Biological process (GO): positive regulation of transcription by RNA polymerase II
Molecular function (GO): DNA-binding transcription factor activity, RNA polymerase II-specific
Source: RefSeq, a predicted model, not a curated record